Molecule: messenger RNA, 1548 nt
Organism: Euleptes europaea (tarantolino)
Lineage: Eukaryota; Metazoa; Chordata; Lepidosauria; Squamata; Sphaerodactylidae
Product: cytochrome P450 7A1
Exons: 6
Coding region: 1-1548 (515 amino acids)
Biological process (GO): bile acid biosynthetic process; cellular response to glucose stimulus; cholesterol homeostasis
Molecular function (GO): cholesterol 7-alpha-monooxygenase activity; iron ion binding; heme binding
Source: RefSeq, a predicted model, not a curated record
AUGCCUGGAAUAUCCGCAUUGCUUUUCAUAUGGGACAUAGUGGUAAUGUUGUGCUGUAAUUUGUUGUUCAUUCUAAGAAUAAGGAGGAGACGUCUGAACGAGCCACCCUUGGAGAAUGGGAUGCUGCCGUAUCUUGGCUGUGCUUUGCAGUUUGGUUCCAAUCCUCUCAAAUUCCUCAGAGCAAGGCAAAAGAAACAUGGCCCCAUUUUCACUUGCAGAUUGGCAGGAAAAUAUGUUCAUUUCCUCACAGAUCCUUUUUCCUAUCACUCUGUGAUGCAACAAGGAAAACAUCUGGACUGGAAAAAGUUCCACUUCACAACCUCAGCAAAGGCUUUUGGACAUGGAAGUAUUGACCCAAAGGAUGGGAACACCACUGAAAAUAUGCAUCAGACCUUCACGAAAACCUUGCAGGGCAAAGCACUGAACUUUCUCAAUGAAGCAAUGAUGGAAAACCUUUCCUAUGUCAUGCUGGAAUCGACUGCAUCAGAAAUGAAGUCCAGUGAUUGGGUAACAGGCAAGCUUUAUGAAUUUUGUUGCCGUGUGAUGUUUGAAUCUGGUUUUUUAACACUUUUUGGUACAGAGAUUAACGCAAACAGUGACAAGAUUCAUUCUAACCAAGAAGAUCAAAAAACACUUAUUCUAAACUCUCUGGAGAAUUUUAAAAAAUUUGACCAAAUAUUUCCAGCUCUUGUGGCAGGCCUACCUAUCUGCAUAUUCAAAGGCGCCCACAAUGCACGUGAGAAGUUGGCUGAAUCUCUACUCCAUGAGAAUCUUCAGAAAAGAGAGAACAUUUCUGAACUCAUUUCUCUCCGCAUGUUCCUGAAUGACACUCUCUCCACUUUUGAUGAUAAGGAAAAAGCAAAGACCCACCUUGCGGUUCUAUGGGCUUCACAAGCAAACACAAUACCUGCAACAUUUUGGAGCUCAUUCUACCUUAUUAAGAAUCCAGAAGCAAAGAAAGCAGCUAUGGAAGAGGUACAACGGGUGCUGGAAAAUGCUGGUGAAAAGAUGGACUUAAGUAGGAAGCUUGUUUCCUUGAAUCGAAAACAGCUGGAUAACAUGCCUGUAUUAGAUAGUAUUAUCAAAGAAGCAAUAAGACUCUCCAGCGCAUCCAUGACAGUCAGAGCUGCUAAGGAAGAUUUCUGUUUGCAGCUAAGCACUGGCUCUUACAAUAUCCGUAAAGAUGACAUCAUAGCCCUUUAUCCUCAGCUGUUACAUUUUGAUCCAGAAAUUUAUUCUGAUCCCUUGACGUUCAAGUAUGACCGUUAUCUUAAUGAAAAUGGAGAAGAAAAGACCAUUUUCUAUCGCAAUGGACAGAAGUUAAAAUAUUACUAUAUGCCAUUUGGAACGGGACUUGCCAAAUGCCCUGGAAGAUUAUUUGCAGUUCAUGAAAUUAAACAAUUUUUGACUUUGUUACUUUCCUGCUUUGAGGUGGAGCUUGUGGACAAGAAUGUGAAAUGCCCUUCAUUAGACCAGUCACGCUCUGGACUUGGAAUUUUACAACCAGCAACCGAUGUUGAUUUCAAGUACAGAUUAAAACCUCUUUGA